Molecule: messenger RNA, 4452 nt
Organism: Trichosporon asahii var. asahii CBS 2479
Lineage: Eukaryota; Fungi; Basidiomycota; Tremellomycetes; Trichosporonales; Trichosporonaceae
Exons: 1
Coding region: 1-4452 (1483 amino acids)
Biological process (GO): proteasome-mediated ubiquitin-dependent protein catabolic process; protein polyubiquitination
Cellular component (GO): nuclear speck
Molecular function (GO): ubiquitin protein ligase activity
Source: RefSeq, a predicted model, not a curated record
AUGGAGAAGAUCUCAGCCGAGUAUCCAGCCGCCAUCGUCCGCGAGGGCGGCCUGGCUGCACUGCUCAACUUCCUUCCCUUCUUCUCCACCAAUGUUCAGCGUACCGCUGUCACGACGGCCGCCAACUGUUGUCGCAACAUCUCUGGAGAGCACUUUGCCAUGAUUCGCGACGUCUUCCCCAUCCUGAGGGAGGUCCUCACGCAGACCGAUCAGCGUCUCGUGGAGCAAGCCACUUUGGCUGUUUUGCGCACGCUGGAGUCUUACCGCCACAAUGCUGAGCACCUCGAAGGUCUGCUCGACCUGCCCACAGUUGUGGCAAUCAACGCCCUCUUGAUGCCUGCUGGUGGCUCGCCGAUCAUCUCCGACUCCACCUACACUCAUCUCUUGAAGGCUCUGACCUCGGCCGCUCGCGCUUCUGCCAAGGUAACCAUCGCUCUCCUCGAAGCCGGCAUGACGGAUACCGUGCACUACAUCCUCACCGGUGUCCUUCCGGCCGCCAACGAGCAGGAGGAGCAAGGAGACGCUCCUGGUGGCCAGGGUCUCGGUGGUGGUGUCGCGGAUAUGGCUGUUAUGCAGAACCUCGCUCAUCGGCCCAAGGAUCAGAUCGAGGAGGCCCUCGGACUGGUUUGUGAGCUGCUGCCGCCCCUCCCCCGUGACGGCGUCUUCGACCACCGCGCCUAUUCCGAGAAGAGCCUCGCCAAGCUCCAACGGCGUUCCCGCCCGUCUUCAUCCCGUCGGUCAAGCAGCCGCGCCGAGGGUGGAUCAGGCAGCCCGGGCGAGCCGGCCGAGGCAUCUUCUGUGCCUGUCCUGGGCUCAUACCCUCCUGGAAAGUCCAGGCGAGAUGUUGAGGCUCUUAACGAGCAGCGCUUGACCCUCCUCAAGUCCCAGCCCGAGCUGGUGUCAAAGUUCAUGCGUUGUCUAAUGCCCGUCUUGGUCGACGUCUACGCUGCGUCCGUUUCGCUCCGUGUGCGCACAAAGGCUCUGACUGGCUUGACCAAGGCUACAGCAUUUGCCGAGCCAGGCGAUCUGAAGCAGACGCUUACCAACGUCCCCAUGUCGAGCUUCCUGGGUUCGAUCAUCUCGUCCAAGGACAACCCGACAUUCGUCCUUCACGCUCUGCAGCUGGUCGAGCUCUUGGCAGGCAAGCUCCCGGACGUCUACCUCACCUCGUUCCAUCGCGAGGGCGUCGUGUUCGAAAUCGAGUCGCUGGCUGAAGCCGACCUGAGCACGAAGGUGAAGGAGGAGCGCGAGGAGGCCAAGGCCAAGGAGGAGGCGAAGGAAGGCAACCUCGAGGACAGCCCAACUACGCCCAGGGCGGGCCAGGCGCAAGAGUCUCCGACCAAGUCUAAUGUCGGCGAGUUAUCGGGCGUUUUAGCCAACUUGAUCAGCAGCCAAACCUCGGCUUCCCAUCGCAUCCGCUCUUCUUCCGUGGUGGACCCCAACGACGCCAACAUUUUGCGCGCUCGCGUUAUCGGCGCGAAGCGCAUCUUUGCCGUCGAUGACACCCAGCAGAACGAGGCGUCGUUGGUCCUGGAGGAGCUGACCAAGCUGGUCGAGCGGCUGUGCCAUCCUGAGGCUACCGAGCCGGAACUCCGAGACACUCUUAGGGAGAUUGCAGCUCAGUUCUCCAAUGUCGGGCAGGCGCUCUCUUCAUUCGAGCUGCUGAAGAGCGGCCUUGUUGAUGGCCUCCUCGAGUAUGUCGACAUUGAUGGCACCGUGCCGUCCUCGGCCCGUCGCGACAUUCUCUUCGAGAUCUUCUCCGACACUGCUGUGGCCUCGCCUUCCCCGCUGGUCAUGCUUGUGAAGCGACUGCACGAGUCCCUCGGCCGACUGGAGAACCUCGAGGUUGAGACCGCUUUCAACGGAAUGGGCACUGGAAGCUCGUCGCUUGCUCGAUCUAUGCGUAUCCGCCUCCAGGCCGAGGAAGGCGAGGAUAUCCCGAAGCAAAUGAGCGCGCUGAGUGUCACCAUUCAGGCCAUCGCUCCUGUUCAGGCCCUCCACGACUACCUGCGUCCGAGGGUCGCGGACCCCAACUAUCUCAGCGGCAACUCGGCCCUUCAGAACAUGUUUGCUGCUUACGCCGCUAGUAGGGGCGGAGGCGGCGGAUCCACGUCUAGGCUGCUUGCUGCCCUGGCCGCUGGUUCACGGGGCGUGGGUGCUCCUCCGGGGACGCGAGACGAGCCGUCUUCCAGCACUCAGCCGCCGCAGUCACAGCAGCAACAGUCGUCCGAGAGCAAGGAGACGAAGGAGGAUGCCAAGCCCCAACGCCGUCGCAGCGCCCGCCUGAGUGGCUUGCCACCUGACGCCGAAAGCACUGCGGCUGACGCCGGCACUGGGGAAGCCGCCGCUGGUCCUUCCUCAGGUGCCGCCGCUUCCUCUGAGCCCGCUGUCCUCCCUCAGAUGCCCGUGAGCAUGGACUUUGACGACGACUAUUCUGAAGACGAGUACGACGCCGAGGUCUUUGAGGAAGACAUGGAGGAAGAGCUCGAGCGGCCAACUGAAAAGGUCGUCAACAUGUCUAUGGCCCCGGACGGCUCUCGCGUCGAGGCUCAAACGCCCGAUGGCACUCGUAUUGCUACGCCCAACCAGGCUGCGUCCUCCAGCGCCAACGCGGGUUCAAGCAGCACGCCUUCGCGCAGCUCUUACGCCGGGGCCGUUAAGACCGCUCCCGUCGACUGGCACCUCGAGUUUUCGAUCAACGGCCAAGUUCUCUCUUUAGAGGACACUGUCUACGGUGCCGUUCACAAGUAUGCCAAGUCUUCAUCAUCUCCCCUGAGCGCUUUCAACGUCCCGGUCACCUUCAAGUUCCGCAAGGUCGAGGGACCCGCUUCGGCCAAGGCGCCGGUGGACGCUCCAUCGCCGGCGUCCAUCUCUAGUACCCUGCCUCCCGUUCUCGACCCGGCGGCUCCCGUGUCGAAGAUUCUGCGCCUUCUUCGCGUUGUCCACACGUUGUGCGUCGAGGGACGGGACACCUUGAUGCGCGUCGACGUGCCGGACGAGUCUCUCUUUGUCAACAACAAGUUGACUGCAAAGCUCGUCCGACAGCUGGAGGAGACGAUGAUUCUGGCGAGCAACUGUCUCCCUGAAUGGGCAGUCGAGCUUCCAAAGCACUUCUCCUUCUUAUUCCCCUUCGAGACUCGCUACUCCUUCCUUCGCUCUACGUCGUUCGGGUACGGUCGCCUGAUUGCCCACUGGCAGGCGUCCCAACCCCGCAGCAACAGCAACAGUCGUCGUGACGACAAUCUCGCGCAUCUCGGCCGCCUUGUGCGCCAAAAGGUGCGAAUCUCCCGUGCGCAGCUGCUUGAGUCGUGCGUAAAGGUCCUCGAGCUGUACGGAACGUCAAACGGCAUCCUUGAAGUCGAGUACUUUGACGAGAUCGGAACCGGCCUUGGACCCACCCUCGAGUUUUAUUCCCUCGCCUCGAAGGAGUUUUCUCGUCGUUCGCUGCACAUGUGGCGCGACGAAGACACUUCCAAGGAAGGUCCCUACGUCUUUGCGCCCAACGGGCUCUUCCCAGCGCCGACCUCGGAGAAGAUUAAGAAUGCUCCUAGCUCCAAGCACUCGUACUUCAAGACACUGGGCCUGUUCAUUGGUCGCGCUCUGCUCGACUCGCGCAUCAUCGACGUCAACUUGAACAAGGUCUUCCUGAAGCUGCUCCUUGGCAAGCCCGUUCGCAAGAACAUUGCUACCUUGAAGCAGGUCGACGAGACCUUGGCUCGUUCUCUCGAGCGCCUCCAGACGUACCUUCAGGCUCGCCAGGAGAUCGAGUGCCUCACGGCGCUUCCGGCUUCGUCUCGCAGGAACAAGCUUUCCGCGCUGACCAUCGGGGGAGCCAAACUUCAAGACCUGUCGCUGGACUUUACUCUUCCUGGGUACGACAUUGAGCUCAAGCCGGGUGGUCGCAUGAUUGACGUGGAUGACUCCAAUCUCGAAGAGUACCUCGAGCUCGUUCUCGACAAGACCCUCGGUUCCGGCAUUGCUGAGCAGGUCAAGGAGCUCCAAGUCGGGUUCUCCAUGAUCUUCCCCAUCAACGACCUCGGCAUCUUCUCGCCCGAGGAGCUUGCUCUUCUUUGCGGCAACACGGAUGAGGACUGGUCAAAGGAGACUCUGGAGCAGACCAUCAAGGCUGACCACGGCUACAACGCUGACAGCCGAUCGAUUCGCAACCUCAUCGAGAUUCUGUCUGCGUUUGACAGCUCUGAGCGCCGCGAGUUCCUCCAGUUCAUGACCGGCUCUCCAAAGCUGCCCAUUGGAGGCUGGCGCUCGCUCAACCCUCCGUUCACUGUUGUGCGCAAGCCGCACGAGCCGCCCAUCAAGGCGGACUCGAUGCUGCCUUCCGUCAUGACGUGUGCCCAGUACCUCAAGCUUCCUGACUACUCGUCAAAGGAGGUCCUCGCCACGCAGCUCUGGCGCGCCAUCCGCGACGGCAGCGGGUCGUUCCACCUCUCAUAG